AUGUUAUCCCGUAUUUUUCUGGUUUUCACCCUGAUUACGUAUGCUCUAGUAUCCGCGGUUACGAUCGAGCAGUGCACUGGUGUGAAUGGGACGGAUUCCAUUCCGGCUGCUAUACUCUGCAGCGUGUACUCUCGGACGCAAAUCACAAGGUCUCUGAGUGUAUCGCAGGCUUUCUACGAGUUGUUUGACAACGGAUACUAUGACGAAGCUAUACUGACUUGGUAUGGGUACUACGACCCGGAGUUCACAGACGAGCAGCUGUGGGCGGUAGUGGAUGAGGAUUUGCGUGGGCUGGACGAAGAUGAACCUGAACGUGUAGAAUGCCUAAUAUUAAUACUCGAACAGGAAGGGCAGACAGGAUCAACUCUGUACAAGCUGGCAGUGGUGGCCCACGAGGAAGGAGAAGGAAAAAGAGAAGAGAAAGACAAAGAGGAUGAGUGCAUGAACGAGUGCAUGAAAAAGUGCCACAAAAACAACUUAGCGGCCAAUGUCAGAUACUAA
Vanderwaltozyma polyspora DSM 70294 is the source of this 501-nucleotide messenger RNA. RefSeq lists its product as uncharacterized. Bases 1 to 501 code for a protein of 166 amino acids. The transcript has a single exon. The record is from RefSeq and is a predicted model, not a curated record. NCBI's taxonomy places the organism in Eukaryota, Fungi, Ascomycota, Saccharomycetes, Saccharomycetales, Saccharomycetaceae.